This is a messenger RNA of Panthera uncia (snow leopard), 6074 nucleotides long. It is a transcript of the gene GCLC, whose product is annotated as glutamate-cysteine ligase catalytic subunit. Gene Ontology annotation, biological process: glutathione biosynthetic process. The transcript has 16 exons. The record is from RefSeq and is a predicted model, not a curated record. Gene Ontology annotation, cellular component: glutamate-cysteine ligase complex. Gene Ontology annotation, molecular function: glutamate-cysteine ligase activity. Lineage: Eukaryota; Metazoa; Chordata; Mammalia; Carnivora; Felidae. Bases 2952 to 4706 code for a protein of 584 amino acids.
UCGAGCAGGUGUGACAUUUGGUGCUUCUAGGAGUUCUCAGUCUGAUACAUGUGCCGGCCGCGUUUCGAGAUCUACCGUCCCGUGUAAAAAUGGGCUUUUGUGCUCAGUGAGAGAGGCACAAAGUUGUCCUAGAAGGCCCAUUGCUGCUAGGAGUCAGGUUUUAAGGAUGUUCGCUUCUGCCCCAUCUCAUGCAGAUUACGUUUUAAACCUCCCAACUUCUCAUCAGUCACCUCGCACCCUCUUCACCCUCCUCCCUCUUCUGCUGCACCACCUCUGUAGAAAUUAAGGCUCGGUUUUCCUAAAGGGAAGGAAACUUCCUUGUCCUGUUUAAUUCUAAAUGGGAAUUCUUGAAGCUUCACAGUUGGGAUUUGUUAGUGGUUUUCCGUGGCCUGGAUCCAAUGUCUAAACUUUACAAAUCAGUGCUUCAACAUGUGUUCUGCCUAGAGGUGAAAUGUUUUUGUAUUCUCAGUAUGUUGAACCAUCGUUUAUGGGAAAGAUCUGGAAAGCAUUGCCCCUUUGGAUUUAGUUUUUUUUCUGCCAAAGCGUUUUGCGCUCUCCCUUCCGUUUUUGAAAGUCGCAUGUAGAUACAAUUCAAAUAAUUAAAUGCUUUUUUUGAAAAGUGCGUCUGUUUUUACCAUCUGUCUUCCAUGGCUUGCUUAGGUGUAAGCUUAUCUUUAGUCCAUGUUAUUACUCUUGACCUAAGCGUCAAGGUGCUGGUACGCCAAUGCAGAAUAUCUGUGUCUCCUUGCAAAACUAGUUUGUCUGUUCCUAAGAUUGGAAGAUAAUUCUGCUUUUUUACAGUUGAAAGAAUUGUGCUGUUUUAAGUUAGAAAAGUAUAAUGAUCAGUCAUUCACAUAUCUACUAGAAGGGGUUUGUCAUACUUGGGACAGAAAAGGAGUGUACAGGAUUGUGUUUAUUGGUAAUUCUUCAGUUUUAUUCUGAAGUUCUUUGUUUCUUCACAGCAUCUGAUAUUAUACAUGUUCAUUUGUAUAUUGUGGGCAUUUUACGAUCUAUCCUCUACUCUCCAGCCCCCUUGAAAAUUCUGCUUCAAUCAUGUCUGGGCAGAGUAUAGGGUUUUUAGGAAGAGUAAAAUUCCUACCCUCAAGUAUUGACAGUCAAGUUAGAAAUAGGCAGCCUGAUGUAAGGAGAAGAAGUGAGAUUGUGAAGACUGCUCAGAUGGUUAAGGGGGGGGGACCCCCACUCUUCUCCUGAAAUGGCGCUUAAGUGAAACCUUAGUUCCCUGAAGUUGGUUCUCUCUUAGAUCCUUGACCUGUGGUAUUGCAGGCAUGAAUUCUCCAUUGUGGUAUCUCUGUUUGGGCAGAUAGAGAGGGUGAUGUUUUGAACGGGGGCCGGGAGGAGUCUCAUGCCUAAACAUUUGCUGGUGCUUCCUUCUAGUAUCAUGUCAAAGUAAUUACUCAUUUACGUUACAGAACAUUACUACUUAAAAAAAAAAUUUUUUUUUAAUGUUUAUUUUUGAGAGCGAGCACGACAGAGUUCCAGCUGGGGAGUGACUGAGAGAGAGGGAGACACACAGUCUGAAGCAGGCUCUAGGCUCCAGGCUCUGAGCUGUCAGCACAGAGCCUGAUGCAGGGCUUGAACUCAGGAACUGUGAGAUCACGACCUGAGCCAAAGUCGGACGCUUAACUGACUGACCACCCAGGCGCCCCAGAACGUUACUAUUACAUGCAGGUCAUGAUCCAUUAGUGGGUUGAGAAAUAAAUUUGGAUUUCCCUAGAUUUGUUUUCUUCUCUUCAGAACUUAAAAAAAAAGAAAAAAAUGGAAUAAGAUGAAGAGUACCAAUUACCACAAACAGUAUUAGGUCAAACUUUUGGGUUAUUUGAGAGCAUGUUGAGCAGGUAUGUGUUGAGUCACAUGUAAAUUAUUUCUUAGUAUGGUGGCCACUUAAGGAGUUUGAAAACCAUACUGUCCUAUUUAUCACAGGAGGCUUCCUUGAUGAGACGAGCCUUUGAAAAGAGCAGGAGAGCAGUCAUCCACUCCAGUGUUAGCAGUUUUCCUUGCUCAGAGGGACUCACAGACCACAUCCACCAAGUGAAGUCUGCAGUCAGGGUCAGACAGCAAGCAAGCCUGUUUGCAUGCAGAAGCCUUGGGAAUUAACAGAAACAGGCUGGGCAGAUAAAAGUAGAGAAGGGUGUGGUGGGUGGUAUGGCCCUGGAGAUGAAGGAUGGCCUUGCCAGACAGAAAAUGGUGUUUGAGAUGUGAUAUUUGGACUGUGUUGGUGUGAUACCAAAUUACUGCUCUUAUUGGGAAAUUUUGGUGUUGUACUCAUAAGUCCUCUUCUCCACCCCACCCCCUCCAAAAAAAAAAAAAAAAAGGCCUUCAAACCGUGGUUAGAAGGAGACCCUGCCGCUUUUGGAAAUGCUCAGCCCUAGUUACUAGGACAGUAUUUACACCUGACAGUGUUUAUCACAAGGAACCCUGGAGUUGUAGUUUCCUUAUGUUGUAGUCCAAGGCCUGCCAAACUGCCUGUGUGAUGGUGAGCCUCAGUUUCCUCUUUUGGAAAAUGACAGGGUUGGAAUCUCCCUUCUAACUUUUAUAGUUUGAGUAUAAUUUGAAUAAGAUUUUUAAAAAGCAACGUACAUAAUUUCAAACCAGAAUGUUAUUCUUUGAAAUUCACCUGGAGAUAGAUAAUCUUCAGGCUGUUGAGGAAAGGAGAAGGCUGCCACCAGCCGCUGGGAUAAAAAUGGGUCGUACUGUAAAGGUGUGUGUAUGCUGGCUUUUUGGAACUCCAAAGUAUUCUCCUGUGACAACGUUAUGCAUGAGUAGAUUCCCAGAUCAGCUUACAGAUGUAUGUUUCACCUUUGGUUUAACCGGUCCUAACCCUAGCCACCAUUUAUUCUGUUUCUGUAGGAAAUAGACGUUCUAACUCCUGGGUACCAGGAAAACACUUCAUUUUGCCCCAGGAUGGGGGCUUUGGGGGAGAGGUGGAAUACAUGUUGGUGUCUUUUGAUCAUGAAAAUAAGAGAGUCCAGUUGGUCCUGUCUGGAGAAGAAGUUCUUGAAACUCUACAAGAAAAGGGGGAAAGGACAAACCCAAACCAUCCUACCCUGUGGAGACCAGAGUAUGGCAGUUACAUGAUUGAAGGCACACCUGGACAACCGUACGGAGGAACAAUGUCCGAGUUCAACACAGUUGAAGACAACAUGAGAAAACGCCGGAAGGAGGCAACCUCUUUAUUAGGAGAAAAUCAGGCUCUUUGCACAAUAACUUCAUUUCCCAGAUUAGGCUGUCCUGGGUUCACGCUGCCAGAGUUUAAACCCAAUCCGCUCGAAGGAGGAGCUUCCAAGUCCCUCUUCUUUCCUGAUGAAGCCAUAAACAAGCAUCCCCGCUUCAGUACCCUGACAAGAAAUAUCCGACACAGGAGAGGAGAAAAGGUUGUCAUCAAUGUACCAAUAUUUAAGGACAAGAAUACACCAUCUCCAUUUAUGGAAACAUUUCCUGAGGAUGAGGAGGCAGCAAGGGCUUCCAAGCCUGAUCAUAUUUACAUGGAUGCCAUGGGAUUUGGGAUGGGUAAUUGCUGUCUUCAGGUAACGUUCCAAGCCUGCAGCAUAUCUGAGGCUAGAUACCUUUAUGAUCAGCUGGCCACCAUCUGUCCAAUUGUCAUGGCUUUGAGUGCUGCGUCUCCUUUUUACCGAGGCUAUGUGUCAGACAUUGAUUGUCGCUGGGGAGUGAUUUCUGCAUCUGUAGAUGAUAGAACUCGGGAGGAGAGAGGACUGGAGCCACUGAAGAACAAUAGCUAUAGGAUCAGUAAAUCCCGAUAUGAUUCAAUAGACAGUUACUUAUCUGAGUGUGGGGAGAAAUACAAUGACAUUGACUUGACAAUUGAUAAAGAAAUCUACGAACAGCUGCUGCAGGAAGGCAUUGAUCAUCUCCUGGCCCAGCAUGUCGCUCAUCUCUUCAUCAGAGACCCACUGACUCUAUUCGAAGAGAAAAUACACUUGGAUGAUGCCAAUGAAUCGGACCAUUUUGAGAACAUUCAGUCCACAAAUUGGCAGACAAUGAGAUUUAAGCCCCCUCCUCCAAACUCUGACAUUGGAUGGAGAGUAGAAUUCCGACCCAUGGAGGUUCAGUUAACAGACUUUGAGAACUCUGCAUAUGUGGUAUUUGUGGUGCUGCUUACAAGAGUGAUCCUUUCAUACAAACUGGAUUUUCUCAUUCCACUAUCAAAGGUUGAUGAAAACAUGAAAGUUGCACAGAAACGAGAUGCUGUCUUGCGGGGAAUGUUUUAUUUCAGGAAAGAUAUUUGCAAAGGUGGGAACACUGUGGUGGAUGGCUACGGGAAGGCCCAGAACACCUCGGAACUGACCACGGAGGACUACACCCUGAUGAGCAUAGACACCAUCAUCAACGGGAAGGAGGGUGUGUUUCCUGGGCUGAUCCCGAUUCUGAACUCUUACCUUGAAAACAUGGAGGUGGAUGUGGACACUAGAUGUAGUAUUCUGAACUACUUAAAGCUAAUUAAGAAGAGAGCAUCUGGAGAACUAAUGACAGUUGCCAGAUGGAUGAGAGAGUUUAUCUCCAACCAUCCUGACUAUAAGCGAGACAGUGUAAUCACUGAUGAAAUGAACUAUAGCCUCAUCUUAAAGUGUAACCAAAUUGCAGACGAAUUGUGUGAGUGCCCGGAGUUACUUGGACCAGCGUUUAGGAAAGUGAAAUACAGUGGAAGUAAAACGGACCCGUCCAACUGACAUUCUGUAGAAGGAAAAACACAUUGCUGUUUUAUUGAAAAAUGACCGCGUGAUGCUCUGCCCAUGAGUGGUAUGAAGACCAAGUUCCAGAACAGCCCUGUGUCUUGGGCUGCUCAGCCCGAAAUGGAUUUAGAGGCUUCCCUUCAGUAGGUAAAUCUAGAGUUUAUACAGUGUACGUGUACAUAGUAAAGUAUUUUUAUGAUUAACAACGUAUUUUAAUAACCUUGUAUCUAAAGUCACUGUGAACUGGCUUGUACAUUUUCUUACUCUGGAACACCUACUGACUAAACAGUUUUGUAAAUGUAACGUACUGGUGACUGUACUAUACCUGCAUUCCAGAGUUGAAGGCGUUUACUGUAAAUUUUUGGUUUUUUUAAAGCCUUUACCAGGGACCUGAUUCACUGAAAUUUAUCACUUCAUUUUAAAAACAGGUGGCCUUGUGAAUUCUCUGAGUCGUCUCCUUUGUUGUAUAGUUAAAAUCACUAUCGAAUCCAUUGAAAUGCUUCAAGGGUAAUCUAUGUUGUUUCUUUUAUAAUUGGAAUAGUUAACAGGUUGGUCACCCUCCCUCAAGCUUUCACCUCUAAAUAAAGUCCAUUGAACUGAAGGUACUUUUUUUUCUUUAAAUUUUCUGAUUUAGGCAUUAGGAGACUGGUAUCCCUAGUUCACCUGUGGUGAUUAGGGAAAGUGAUUUUGUUUGUUUUUUAAAGGGCAGAAUUGUUUGUCCUCCUGUACACACCAAGAGUAAUGUCAGCAAUGGCACCAGCCCUUGUGUUGUGGCCCAUGGGGAUUCAGAUUGCUGCUAUCUACUUAAAUUUUCAAACCAAAUGCAGUUUCUGAAGUUUUUGUUCUGUUACUCUUUCUCUGGUUUCCAGUAAGCAUAUUGACAUUCUUCCAAAAACCAUUCUAGAUUUUACCAAGGGAAUAUUCUACAUAAUGCUUAUCUUCUCUGUGAAAAUCAUAAAUGAAUCAUGAUGUGCACUAAGUUUUGUGAAUUAGGACCCUACAUGUUUAAUUGUAAAUAAUUUAAGUUUACACAAUUGUCAUUAGUGCAUUCUGUUAAAGGUUUUUUUCCCCAAUUAGUUAAGUCCUAACUGCUUCUGAAAUAACUAUGUAUAGUAGAUGAUGCAAACCUUUAUAGGCCUAAACACUUAAACUGUAAUGCUAAUUUUAACAAAUCGCGAUAAAGCUGCUUCAGCUAAGCCUGUGUAUGUAUAAAUACUAGGGUUUGUGCUAUGUUUCAUACGUGUAUUUUGGAGGAUUAAAGAAUGCCUGUUUUUUCAUUUGCAGUUUGUGUAAAUCAGGAUGUAAAAAGGCAGAUGAACUAAAUGUGGUAUGAGGAAAUAAAACAUGGAAUUAGCAUUCUGAAAA